Tripterygium wilfordii is the source of this 1251-nucleotide messenger RNA. Its product is annotated as zinc finger BED domain-containing protein RICESLEEPER 1-like. The record is from RefSeq and is a predicted model, not a curated record. Gene Ontology annotation, molecular function: DNA binding. Bases 1 to 1251 code for a protein of 416 amino acids. Lineage: Eukaryota; Viridiplantae; Streptophyta; Magnoliopsida; Celastrales; Celastraceae. The transcript is spliced from 3 exons.
AUGGAGGAGAAUCAGGAAAUUAGUUCCCAAACUCCAUCCACUCCAACUUUAUCUGAGAGUAGUGCUAAUUCACAAACAGAACCAGAAGUUGCAGUAACACAAGCAGAACUAUUAGGAACUGAAAGAGAAGUUGUAGCUGCAGGGACACUCCCUCCACGUCUUGGUAAGAAAAAAUCUAUUGUAUGGGAUCAUUUUGAGACAAUGAUGGUAAAGGGGAAGGGGAAAAGGGCAGUUUGCAAUCAUUGUAAGCAUGAUUAUGCAUGUAACACAAUAGUAAAUGGGACUUCCACCUUGAGGACUCAUUUGCUUCAUUAUUGUCCUAAUUCUCCAAUUAAAGAGGACAAAAGCCAAAAAACCCUUUCAUUUGAGGGAAAAGGUAACCUAGUUGCACAUUCAUUUAGCAAGGAGAGGAGUAUUCUAGCAUGUGUGGAGAUAAUUAUAAUUGAUGAGCUCCCGUUUAGGUUUGUGGAAGGGAUAGGGUUUACACGAUUUAUGAAAGAGGUCCAACCUAGAUUUGAUCCACCAUCUCGUUCGACCGUUGCUAGGAAAGUUUGGAGUGUUUAUCAAGAUCGUAAGGCUACCUUCAAAAGUGAUGCCAUUGGGAGACUUAUUGAGAGGUGUUUAAGUGAUUGGGGUAUAGAAAGAGUGUUCACCAUCACGGUUGACAAUGCAUCGGCUAAUGACGGUGCUAUUAGGUAUGUUGCAAGACAAUUGAGGCAUUGGAAAACUUUACAAUUUGAAGGGGAUCUUUUACACAUGAGGUGUUGUGCACAUAUCAUCAAUCUAAUUUUUUCAAAUGGGUUGAGUGAGAUGCAUAGCUCAAUUAAGAGUAUUCGUAAGGCUUGUAAGUAUACAAGAUCCUCUCCUUCUAGGUUGGAAAAGUUUCGACAAUGUUUAGUGUUGGAGAAGAUUGAUAGCAAAGGUCUUAUGCCUUUAGAGUGCAAAACUAGGUGGAAUUCAAUUUAUCUGAUGUUAGAGGCGGCUUUGAAAGUACAAAGGGCAUUUGAGAGAUUGGAGGAGGAGACCACUGAUUAUGUGCGUUAUUUUGAUAGUAAUGAUAAUGAUGAUGAGAAUCAGCUUGGUAAGAAAAGAAGGGUUGAUGAUCUUAGUUCCUACAAAACGGUGACAGCUAAUGUGCCUUUCCGUGCGAUUUAUAUGAUGGCUGAUGCUUUGAAAAAAGCAAUGAGAAGUGAAGAUGAAUUCUUAAAGAAGGUUGCAACUUCAAUGAAAGCAAAGUUUAACAAGUAUUAG